AUGCAGCCAUCGCUACUACCGGAAGUGCAGUGCAGCCGUUCGUGUACAGCAUACAAUAGAAGCAGAAUAUACUCGCUGCCUCCAUUAGAUUCAUUUUACAACACUUUUCCGUGUAGUCUUAUUACAAAAACUAUAAAACUGCAUAAAUCGACGACGAAUGACCACCGACUGAAAAUACGAGGAUUUACUUCCAAGUUGGUUGCGCUGGAUACGUCAUAUCCUUGGAGGGCUAUCACCACGCACAAAAUGUUUCUUGCCUUCAUUUUCGUAUUCAUUGGAUCGUUGGUCAACGCCCAACAAGGAACUGUUCAGCUCAGUCCAACCGCAACGGUAACGGGCGAAGCGUGCUGCUCUACCGGAACUGCUCCUGGAUUCGUGUAUUACGGAGUACGCUACGGCAACGCGCAACGUUUUCAGCAUUCGACGGAGAAUGAAGACUACUCGUUCCUACUUAAUGCUACGCGACCGAAAUUUGGCCCGGUUUGUCCACAAACCGGGCCGGAAGUGGAUGGAAAAGUAAUGUCGGAAGAUUGCUUAUACUUGGACAUUUAUGUUCCGCCGAUUCCUGCUGGCACCAGUCCCCAGUUGCCGGUGCUUAUGUUCAUUUACGGUGGCGGACUGCAAGGGGGCACCAAGGACACUUUUAAUGCAUCUUCAUUGGUUGCCGAUAUUAAUGCCAUUGUAGUUAUGAUGAAUUACCGCGUUGGCGCUUUAGGUUUCUUGAGCACCGGUGACGAAGCCGCGAAGGGCAACUACGGUCUGGGCGACUGCAAAGUGGCGGUGAAAUGGAUUCAGAAGCACAUUAGCAAGUUUGGUGGUGAUCCUAACGCGCUGACCGUUUUUGGCGAAAGCGCAGGAGCUGGAUUAACGUCCGCCUUGAUUCUCGGGCGCGAAAAGUCUAUCCGAAGCUCGCUUCGUGCGGUGGCGUUGCUCAGCGGCAGCAUCCUCAUUGACAUUGCUUACAACCGUGAGCCUAAGAAGAGCGCCGUCGAAGUAGCACAGAAAGCCGGUUGUCCGACCGGUAGCUCACUGGAACUGGUCAACUGUCUGAAACAGUUGCCACUGGAUGACCUUUUGCGGCACUCCGCUUACGACGGUGUUAGUCCGACUCUUCCGUAUGCAUUUGUCGUGGAUGGCGAGCACAUCCCGGAUGUGCCCAUUCGCUCGUUGCAGGCAGGAGCCGGCUCUGCUACACGAGCUCCUCAUGUUUUAACGGGAUAUCUGCGCGAAGACACUUCAUUCUUAUUGCAAGGCAUUGAACCAGAGCUUAACGAUCCCAGCAAACCGGUUACCAUGGACCAGUUGCGGAACAUUGUGGCUAGACGGUAUCUCCCGACCAAAGAAGGCGGUCUAGCCCAGUGCCAAACACCGGACCCCGCCGUGAUCAAUCGCAUUCUGCAGCGAUACAACAUCACUAGCACGACCAACCGGGACGACACCAUUUGGAAAUUCUUUCACUUAGCCACGGAUUCGCAGUUCGGUCACCAAGCGGUCCGUGAGUCUUUACUGUACGCCAAUGGAACAGGCACGAGCCAGCUAUACCGCAUCGAUUACGAUCCUGGAAUGGGUCUAGGAGCGUUCCAUACCCUGGAGAUUAUGCACAUGUUCAGCCCCAUUGUACAGCUAAAUUUGACCUUUGAUGAGCGACUUGUAAAAGCUUUCGGGAUAUGCUGCGCCAGUUGGCGUAUAACGGAAAAAUGGAUGGGCCGAACUUUAGUGCAACCAGCCAGUACCUGCAAAUGAACCAAGCAGGAGAGUGGCUGACCGUGGAUGGCACCGAUCUCCGCGAUAUGCUUCGAUUCUGGGAGGAUGUGGCGCAGAACCCGUGCGCAACAAGCAGCAGUCUUGCCACCCAGGUCGUUAGUUCAUUUGUUUUCCUAACAACUUGUGUUAUCAGCAUGUUAAAAAUGGUUUCAUGGCUGUGAGGGAAGUUUUCGAAUAUUAUUCUGGGCAGAGUAGUAGCUUCUGCUUUAUAUAAAGCCGGGCUACCAAGUUGUAGCGGCAUCAGCACAAUUAAAUACCGCAUUUGCCGGUGUGUAUGUUCCGUGAUCUAAGAACAAAAG
This is a messenger RNA of Paramacrobiotus metropolitanus, 2063 nucleotides long. Its product is annotated as neuroligin-1-like. The record is from RefSeq and is a predicted model, not a curated record. The transcript is spliced from 11 exons. Bases 1 to 1743 code for a protein of 580 amino acids. NCBI's taxonomy places the organism in Eukaryota, Metazoa, Tardigrada, Eutardigrada, Parachela, Macrobiotidae.